Messenger RNA from Falco peregrinus (peregrine falcon), 3629 nucleotides. RefSeq names its product EEF1A lysine methyltransferase 1 (gene EEF1AKMT1). Lineage: Eukaryota; Metazoa; Chordata; Aves; Falconiformes; Falconidae. Gene Ontology annotation, biological process: methylation. The record is from RefSeq and is a predicted model, not a curated record. The transcript has 5 exons. Gene Ontology annotation, molecular function: protein-lysine N-methyltransferase activity; nucleic acid binding. The coding region runs from base 222 to 863 and encodes 213 amino acids.
UGUCCCGACUGUGCUUACUGGGAAGGGUGAGGAUUGCGCUGGAAUGCACCGCGCUCUCCCGCCUCCCGGCAGCCACCUGCCCUCCAGACGUAUUGAAUCCAGCGCAGUUUCUGUGUAUUUAGUCAUCCCCCGGGUGUUUCUCUUCUAUUAAUUUUUCCGUGUCACUUUGAAGCACGAUGAAGUUUCAUCACUGACGGGGAUUCUGUAGCUCGUCUAGAAAAAUGGAUGAUGAUGAUGAUGACAUUCCCCAGCUUUCAUCCCAUACGUUGGCUGCCCUCCAGGAGUUCUGUUUGGAACAGCAGCAGAGAGAGGGCAUGAAGACCUCCCAAGGGUUUAAUCAAUAUUCCAUUGGCUCGAUAGAAGAAGACUGGCAACUGAGCCAGUUUUGGUACAGCGAUGAAACUGCAUCUUGCCUGGCUAAUGAAGUGGUUGUGGCAGCUGGAAAAGGUGGCAGGAUAGCAUGCAUUAGUGCACCAAGUGUGUACCAGAAACUGAAAGAACAGGACGGUAAAGAUUUCUCGGUGUGUAUACUGGAGUAUGACAGAAGGUUUUCUGUAUAUGGAGAAGAAUUUAUCUUCUAUGAUUACAACCACCCCUUGAACUUACCUGAAAAUCUCCUGCCACACAGUUUUGACAUUGUAAUAGCAGAUCCACCUUAUCUAUCUGAGGAAUGUCUUCAAAAAACAUCAGAGACCAUCAAAUACUUAACAAAAGGAAAGAUUCUGCUUUGUACAGGUGCAAUCAUGGAGGAACAGGCAGCCAAAUAUCUUGGUGUGAAGAUAUGCAAGUUUAUUCCAGAACACUCGCGAAAUUUAGCCAAUGAAUUUCGAUGUUACGUGAACUAUGCAUCUGGAUUGGACUGAUUCUCCUAAAAUCUACAACUUUUUCAGAUUAGUGACUCCACAUUUCUCAAUGCUGAAAUAUUCAGCUCCAAGUACUGUUUUCUGGGCUAGCUUUAAUCAACACAGUGUGAUAGCCUCUCUCUUUUAAAUGUGUAAGCAUGUGCAGUUUGUUUUGAAUCUUACCUGUUAGGUAAAUGGGGACCAAACAGUGCAGGUGCUGGAUAAUGAGAACUUCUCUGUUAAAGAGUUUUAUUCUAACUGCCCGUUUUUACUGUCCAGGGACUCUUCAGUGACCUCUGAAGUGAUUUUAGCUGGCUGACUUAUAACAACACAUAGGUGCUUGCCUCACAGACAUCAGAAUUGUCAUUGCAUCAGAACUGAUGACUAGGUAGCUAGUGGAUGGUUGAAAGAGCAUGAAUAGUGGUCUCCUUUCAAUCUUGAGAGAUGCCUCUCAGUGAAGGGAUUGAGAGAUGUUUAUUCUGAACGUGUCACAUGUUUUCAGAUUCAUUAUCCAGCAGGCUGAUGUUUUUAUAAAGAAUAACUAGAAGAGAAAAUAGCUCUCCUUCUAGGGAGGCCUCUCCAUUUGUUUUUAAUAAUAAUCAGAAGUACCUACCAGUUGCCAAGUAAGGUAAGACAUACUAUCCACUGUUGUUGCCAGACUGACUUUUUAAAAACUUGUGGUUAUUAUUUCACCUUUUCUCUAAAGCCUUGUCACAAACCCAGACUUUCUUUUUGUAAAAGAUAAGUUCUAUUUUGUCAUCACCACCAAGUACACUUGUGCAUGUAUGUGUGCUGGACUAGAGAAAAUGUAAGUCGUUAAAUGUCUCUGCAGAAGUACAGUGCAUUUAUUUUGCGAUGUUUAUGUGUUAGCACAACAGAGAGUCAUGAGCUUUUAAAAGACAUGACUAGGCUGUUCUGUUUACUAGUUAAGUGAAUCUCCAGGGCUGUUCUAAACCUGAUGUCUCCUUCAAAAAAAGCACAGUAAGGAUUUCCCCAUUAGAGAGGGCUUUACUUUCAUUAAGAAUCCUAUACAUUAGUCAGGCAAAUGCAACACAUCAGCUGGGCCUUGCAUUAGUGCUUCAGACUGUUCAUCGAUUCUCACUUUGAGUUACUCUUGCUGUUAGUUAUGAGAUGCUUCUGUAGAAACGUGACCCACACGUUAGUCACUUAAAUCUUGACUCAUAAUGAAUCUGGUUAAAUAUAGUGCCUGCUUUUUAGCAGAUUUCAGUAUCAAGCUAAAGGUGAUUUACAGGUAUGUCAAGUUUGUAGUUACGAGAACAGUCCUUUUUUUUUUUUUCUAUUGCCCAGUUUUAUCUUUGCCUCCUGUCCCACAGACAGCAGUAGAGCACUAGAACAGAAGUGUCUUAGAAAUCCUUGAAUUUUACAAGGCCACUGAGGUAUAACAUAAGGUAUUGAUCAACUCCCACUGUUUUUAAUAGACAAAUGUUAAAUUUUAGACACAAGGUUUGGGCAGUAUUUUAAUCAAUUUCAAUCAAAAUAGGUGAUAGAUUAGAAAAACUUUGAUUUGGAGUAGUAGAGAUUUUUGGUAACUGAUGAUAAUUUUGAAAGCCAGUUUUGACUAACCUUUUGACUACUAUUACUAAUGUAUUUUUGGGUAAAAGCUGGUUCAUAAAUUCCAAGGCGCUCCACAGUUUUGUCAGCUAUAAAUAUACUAUACAAAACCUAAGUACUUGUCUUUUGUAUGCUGUAUUUAUAUAUUGGGAUUGUGUAAAAAGCUACCAGAAAUGCUGCAUCUACAAAACGAAGCACCUAAAAUGAAGUAUUAAGCAAUUUGUUUUGCAAUGGGGAUAAACCUAAUUAAGCUUGUGAGACAAGAGUUUUAAUACUUGUGAGAGAUAAUACUCAUGUUUCUAUGCAUUUUUGCUCUUUGGAUGCAUAUUUUCCCAUCUGGUGGAGUGAAUAAAUGAGCAGGAAUAACAUAGAUGGAAUAUAAUCCUCCUUCAGUGCUCAGAGAAUCACGCUUCUUGAGCUGGACACAACAGUGGUUCAUAAAUAUCCACCCAAGCCAGUGUUGCUCUCUUCCCCAUUUUUCAAGAAAUUAACUUCCUAAGGCUUUUCCCUCCUCACAUUUUGUAUCUGCUGCUUCCUCCCCUCUCUCCUCCCAUAUAGUGUUCCUGAGUUCCACGAUGCCAUUUUUCUUUCUUUCACGCAUCUUGGUUUCUGUCAGACUGGUAACAGGUAUUGUUAAAAUGAGAGAAGUGCAGCAGAUGAAGAGCUUGCAGGGACAACAGCGACCAGGCUCUUCUGACAGUCUCUGUGAGCCCAUGGCCGAUACAGUUUUGCCUUUCAAGCCAGAAGCCAUCCUUGCUGCUGAGCCCCAUAAAGCCAGAAUCUCCCCCCAAAGUGACUGUCCACAGGUGGCAUACAGCUGGGUUUAGCUGUUUUCCAGGAGGCUACACCAUUACCUUUAUGUGGCCAGUUUCAACUUAAAGCAGACCAGAAAGUUAAAUGCAUAGGUGUUGGCACAAAUCUAUAUGUCACAGUUGUAAACUGGUUUAUGUUUACUACCUCAGUGUCUUGCACACCAAGCAGAUGGAGACAAUGAAGUAACUCCUCAAACUAUGCAGAAGCUUCAAGUGGGACAGGUACAAAUGCCAGAAGGUAUGAUACUCUUCCCCUGCCACCCACCUAAAUUAGAACAUGCUGUUCUAAUACAAGCAUCACCUAUGUUGCUGCUUUGCUAUUUCCUUCAGUUUGCUUCAUUUUAGUAAACGUGUGUUGUUGGGCUCUCUGUAUCAGAAUUAAAAGACGACUUUGCUAACUUCA